CAGCUUGUGGCACGUCAACAGAUAUAUUUAGUCAACAGAAGAAGAUUAAGUAGUUUCCGUGCGCGGUUUGUUUAAUAUAUAGCUACAGCAGCGGACCUAGUUUAGCUAUAGGUGUAGACUCGCGCACCACUCCCUCCACUAGUACUGUGUAGGCACGACGUUGCAGUUUCGUAACGUUAGAACCUUCCCUCGCCCACGUACAUGUACAAUGCACGAUCUUCUGAAGAUAUUUGCAGGCGUGACACUGUUGUUUGCAAGUUGCUAUGCAGGCGGGAAACGCUUCCACAUAGCUGUAUCAGAGAGCGCUGAUCCAGGUCACGUGAUCAUGUGUUUAGGAGGCUUGACCGGAAAGACAACGUACCGCAUAACGGACGGAAACAAGGACGACCGGUUCGCCAUUGACCGUGACAGCGGCAAUGUGUACGUGAAGCGGUACCUCAACUUUGACAUUGACUCACACUAUGACGUCACGGUAACCGACGAUGACGACGGGCUGUUCCCGUUUAUGGUCCAAGUCAGCUCGAGCUCCAUGUUGGGUUACAGGCUCCUGUACAGCGACGGUCACAAGCAAGGGAAGCGGUCGACUUUGUCCCUAAAUGAUCAGUGUGGGGCGAAGGCUUAUGUGGUCAUGCGGGACGAGUAUCUGACCACUCAGAUACCUCCGGGUACGACGCCACAUUUCCUGGCUUCCUGCACAAAUACCAGAGACCCAACAAGAGGCACCCUGAGCGCCACCCCCUACUGGAAUGCAACGUACGAGCGCCCGCCAGAUGUCGCUAUUGACCCGCAGUGGUUUGCGAACAAGACGAGUUCACGUUAUGCCGCCCGCAGGCACGUUCUCCUUAUAGUGGACAUGGCGGACAUUGUGACGGACAACCUUCCCGUGUCCGACUGUCGACUGGAGUUUGAAACGGCCACGGGAUUUUCAUUUAAGUUUCAGGCGAUGCUCGCUUUGGAUGCCAUCGGUUGCCCUGAUGGUUACUACGGAGGGACAUGUAGGAACGUCUGUGUGUGUCAAAAUGGCGGCAGGUGUCAUCCUUUCAACGGCGCCUGCAAGUGCCCGGAUGGAUGGACGGGACGAGCCUGCGACAUCGUGGAUCCGAAGAUUGUGAUCUCUGCGGAACGUAGUGACGUCAUGUCCGGUCAGACGGUACAGAUCAGCUGUGCUGUCUUCAACGUCGAUCCCAGCAGCACUUUCGCGUGGGCGCUGAACGGUCGGCAGCUGUCUCCUAGCGACGGGGUGACUGAGAUCCUGACGUCACGAGGUUUCGACGGCAUGAACAGAACGUUCGUGAACACGACCAUCAUCGCAAACAUCUCCUCAUUGGCUGACUCCGGAGAGUACGCAUGCGCAUACGUGACCAGCAGCGGAAAGCUGUACCGCGAGUCCACUCAGAUCUCACUUGAAGGUGAAAGCAUUGCCUUGUACUUCAUGAGCGCUCUUGCACUUGGUCUUAUCGUCGCCAUGGCAACCCAGUGCGAGAUUAAUCGGCGCAAGCGCAAAGCAGCCCCGACAGCAGGCCCUCCGAGUGUCCCGGAUGUGAAGGCACGCAACGUGCAGCUUCAAACCCUGAUCGCUAGGGGAGCUGUUGAGAAUGAAUAUGAACAUGUCGUGUAGCUUUGUUACUUCCAUAGAAUAGAUAAUGCUAGAUUGUAUCUGUCUGUUCUCCAGUUGCAUGUGUCUUUUGAUCCCCUUUUUUCCCUUGCUCUGUAUGCGUACUUUGAAUUUGAAGUAAUUUGACUUUGAAGUAAUUAAAAAGGAAUGAUUAAUAAAGCAACACGACAAUAAUAGUUUUCCUUCGAAUUUGUCUAUGAAAUUUAAGAUUUCUAAAGGAGGUGAAAUUUUUUACAAUCAUUCUCCAAAUACAUGUAUUAAGAUAUAACCCCCCCCCCCAAUAUGUUAUUUUCAUAGAUAUAAUGAUAGAUUGUAUUUGUCUGUUUUACAGUUGCACCAGUCCUUUGACUCCUCUGUUUUCCUUGCUCUGUAUGCGUACUUACAUGUAAUGUAAGAGAAGUAAUUAAAAAGGAAUGAUUAAAAAAGAAACAGGACUUUCCUUCGAAUUUGU
Molecule: messenger RNA, 2066 nt
Organism: Branchiostoma belcheri (Belcher's lancelet)
Lineage: Eukaryota; Metazoa; Chordata; Leptocardii; Amphioxiformes; Branchiostomatidae
Exons: 11
Coding region: 209-1618 (469 amino acids)
Biological process (GO): homophilic cell-cell adhesion
Cellular component (GO): membrane
Molecular function (GO): calcium ion binding
Source: RefSeq, a predicted model, not a curated record